Drosophila simulans is the source of this 1190-nucleotide messenger RNA. RefSeq lists its product as uncharacterized. The record is from RefSeq and is a predicted model, not a curated record. The transcript has 2 exons. Lineage: Eukaryota; Metazoa; Arthropoda; Insecta; Diptera; Drosophilidae. Bases 136 to 333 code for a protein of 65 amino acids.
CUGGAAAGUGUGUGAAGAAAAUUGUACGGACACAUCGCAAGAUGGUGACUUGAAUACUUGAGACUUGAUCGGGGUGAUCGCGGAUGCUGGGAAGGCGAUGAGGAAGAUCUGGACAAGACCGGCUGGCACCUAGUCAUGGAUUGCGAAGGCGGCGGCGGAGGAGCAGCAGCAGGAGCAGCGGCAUCAGGAGUUGGAGGUUGUCGAUGGCCAAGUGGCCAAGUACCAAGUACCCAGCGACUUGGAUCGCCAGAAGUUGCCGACUCACAAUGUGUGUGCGCAAAGGCUUUAAGAAAUGCCGAAUUCCAGAAGCUGCAGUACAAUCAGUUGAAUUAAAAAACGAGCGCACAGACAGAGGACGACGUCUGGAUGGGAUUCGGAUUGGGGACUGGGGAUGUGGCUGUGGAUUGGGAUUGGGAUGGGGAGACGGGGUCCCUCCAGUGGAUCGCCGGCGAUAUCAUCGCGUGGUGAGCGCGGGCUAGGAAAUUAAGAGGACAUUGUGGCGGCAUGCGGUUAGAACUCGCAGCGGCGGCUUAAACACAAAAUCCGCGGAGGAGAUUCCUUGCGUGGCUGCGUUGUUGGUGGCUUUCGGACAGCUGGACGCUGCCUGACAGAGGUCGCCCUCGUACGUAAUCGACGAGCAUUGCAAAUGCUUGUGUCCUCCGCCUGCGUCUUGUGCUGCGCACGUGGCCAUGUUGCAGGCGCAGCAGCAGCAGCAGCCGCAACAACAGCAGCAGCAACAGCAACUGCGGCCAGAGCCAAGCAGCAAAUCAUUGAAAUGUCGUUAGAGGCUCGAGCGGCACGCAGCGUCGAUAGUCAGCGAAACCGCAAAAUGCUUUUAAUUUCUCAAACUGAUAUGCACCCGUGCUCCCACCGCCGCGGAGGAAGCCGGGGCCAGAGGUUUGGUCUUUGUUUCUGCCUCGGGUUUUCUAUUCCAGCUAAUUCGGUGGAAAACGUAAUGAUGAGGAACUGGGGCUAGAGUUCACAGCACUAGAUUUGCCAGGGAAAGAUGACAAAGAAGUAUUUAGUACAGUAGUAAAAGAUAAACAUUUCUAAGCCAAUUUCAUUCGGAUAUUAAGCACAUACACACAUGCAACAAUCAUGAAAAAGAGAAAAUGUUUAAAUAUAGUUCAUAACUUUGAGUAUAACAUCUUGAAUAAAAUUUUGAAAUAAAUACGAAUCGCAGAAGCCAA